Messenger RNA from Saprolegnia parasitica CBS 223.65, 1335 nucleotides. RefSeq lists its product as hypothetical. NCBI's taxonomy places the organism in Eukaryota, Oomycota, Saprolegniomycetes, Saprolegniales, Saprolegniaceae. The transcript has a single exon. The record is from RefSeq and is a predicted model, not a curated record. The coding region runs from base 21 to 1268 and encodes 415 amino acids.
CGACCGACGGAACACCAAGCAUGAGCGUCCUGCCGUUCGUCUUGCUGGCGCUCGCAGGCGUCUGCGUCGCCGGUAUCAUCGUCUAUACUUGCAUCCACAAGCCCGAAGACGAGUGGAGGGAGCGCACCGAGCCGCUCAUGGCCACGUGCGCCGUCGAGGCGCCGAUCGCCGUGCGCAUUACACUGCCGCAAGAAACAUCGUCCACCAUGGAGGCGGCACAUAGCCAAGCGCCGAGUCGUUGUUGCACAUGCAAGGGCUGCGGCGCGACCAUUGACCCGAGUCUCCUGGACCUCGCCAACGGCCUCUGCGUCGCGUGCAGCUACCAGUCGAUCCGCGUGCCGUCGCUCGAGAUCGACAUGCCCAACGACGACGACGAAGAGGUCGACACGACCGGUGACGUGCACUCGUACCGCGACACGAACGAGGACGAGCUCGUGAGCUACUACUACAAGAGCGAGCAGCCGCCCACGACCGACGAAGGUACGACGGCCGAAAUGGAGAGCCCGCAAGAUGACUUCGACUUCGACCAAGGCGCGCCGCGCCUCACCAAGGACAGCCUCCUCGAGCCGUACCUUGAGAUCGACGUCGACGCACUCUCCCAAGACGGCGACGGGCCGCUGGAGGAUGCCCACGACGGCGAACACAACGACGUGGCGGACGAAGAUGCUGAGAUUGCCGAAGAGGCCCUCUCGCUCAUCCAGGACAUGUGGGACAUUGCCUACCAAGCCCACCUUGGCGUCCAUGACCCCGAGGUCGCUGACGCCUUUGCGGCCAUGGCGCUGGAUCUGGAUGCGACCGCCGACGCGAUCCAGAAGGAGCCCCACCUCUUGUCCGAGUCGUUCCACUUUUUGUCGCAGUCGCUCGCAUCGCUUCUCGAGCUCGUGCCCGACGAGUGGAGCUCGCACGUCGAAGCGACCGAGCUCAAGUUUGAAGCGCUGCAAUUCCGGUACCACUCGAAGCUCACGGUCGAGUGCUGCUUGGACUUGGUGUCGCAUUUGUAUGAGCUCGUCGAGUGCGCGCGGAGCUUUGGCGUCGACGCCGACGUCGCGGCGUCGCUCUUGGAGGGCCUCGAGGAGCUCGCGGCGGCCGUCGAAGAGACGCCGUGCGAGCUCGUCUCGUGGCUCUCGUACCUCACGGCGACCGUCAAGCUACUCAAAGCCUACGAGCACGACUUUGCGCAAGCGGCCAUGUGGGACAACGUCGUCGAGUGCGAGCGGAAUCUAGAGCCGCUGCAGAUGCACUGCUGGGAGAUCUACUCGCCUUGCUAGCGCCGUCUCUGUUAUUUAGUGCCCUUCUUGUACAGUAGUCGUCAAUAGAUGUGUGCGUGGACCUGUG